Xiphophorus couchianus (Monterrey platyfish) is the source of this 3286-nucleotide messenger RNA. It is a transcript of the gene kcnj2a, whose product is annotated as potassium inwardly rectifying channel subfamily J member 2a. Bases 396 to 1667 code for a protein of 423 amino acids. Lineage: Eukaryota; Metazoa; Chordata; Actinopteri; Cyprinodontiformes; Poeciliidae. The record is from RefSeq and is a predicted model, not a curated record. Gene Ontology annotation, cellular component: plasma membrane. Gene Ontology annotation, molecular function: inward rectifier potassium channel activity. Gene Ontology annotation, biological process: regulation of monoatomic ion transmembrane transport; potassium ion import across plasma membrane. The transcript is spliced from 2 exons.
UCAGCGCGAAGCAUAUUAUCAAGACCGGUCCUCCAGAGACGCUAGGGAAGUCUCAGCUCGUUAGUGCUAAAGUAAAUAAUAAGCGGAGCGUUUAAACGGAGGCCACAGGAGCGUCUGGAUUAUAUUUCAGACAGCUUGAUCCAAGCCGGUCCACAGAUGCGCAACAGCAGAUGUCGUCGAUGAGGUCCAGUGGCCCAAUGAAAGAGGAGUGACCACUUCACCCUCCUCCUGUUGCACUCCCAUCCUGAGGCGUCCCUUCUGCCGCCUCAUUUUGUCACCAUUUUCUCCCUUAGUUGGUCUCCCAAAGCGUUUCAAAACUGUUUCUCCAACGCUUUUUCCAGAAACUCAGACUGUUCUCUAAAGUAGAAGCAGCACGGCCCUCCCAGACUGAGGUGAUGGGAAGUGUGCGAGCCAGCCGCUACAGCACCGUGUCAUCAGAAGAGGACAGCAUGAAGCUCGCCACCACGGGGGUACCAAACGGCAAGGCUAAGGUGCACACGAGGCACCAGUCGCAGAGCCGCUUUGUGAAGAAAGACGGUCACUGCAAUGUGCAGUUCAUCAAUGUGAGCGAGAAAGGUCAGCGCUACUUGGCUGACAUCUUCACUACAUGCGUGGACAUCCGCUGGAGGUGGAUGUUCAUCAUCUUCUGCCUCGCCUUCCUCCUGUCGUGGCUGUUCUUCGGCUGCAUCUUCUGGCUUGUGGCCAUCUUUCAUGGGGACUUGGAAAGUGAUACUAAGAAGUGCAUCUCCAACGUGAGCAGCUUCACUGCUGCCUUUCUCUUCUCUAUCGAGACUCAGACUACCAUUGGCUACGGCUACAGAUACGUGACAGAGGAAUGCCCCGUUGCGGUCUUCAUGGUGGUUUUUCAAAGCAUUGUUGGAUGCAUCAUUGAUGCCUUCAUCAUUGGUGCGGUCAUGGCCAAAAUGGCAAAACCCAAAAAGAGAAACGAAACUCUGGUGUUUAGUCAUAACGCCACAGUGGCCAUGAGGGACACCAAGCUUUGCCUGAUGUGGCGCGUGGGCAACUUGAGGAAGAGCCACCUGGUUGAGGCACACGUUCGAGCUCAACUUCUCAAAUCUAGAAUGACAGCGGAGGGAGAGUACAUCCCUCUUGAUCAAAUGGACAUAGAUGUGGGCUUCGACAGUGGAGUCGACCGCAUCUUUCUGGUCACCCCGAUCACUAUUGUCCAUGAGAUCAAUGGGGACAGCCCCUUUUAUAACAUGAGCAAACAGGAUCUGGAAAACUCAGACUUUGAAAUUGUGGUGAUCCUAGAGGGUAUGGUGGAAGCCACAGCAAUGACCACGCAAUGCCGCAGUUCAUACGUCGCCAACGAGAUCCUGUGGGGCCACCGCUUCGAGCCUGUUCUCUUUGACGAGAAGAACUACUACAAGGUGGACUACUCUCGCUUCCACAAGACAUAUGAGGUGCUAAACACUCCUCUAUGCAGUGCCAGAGACCUGGCAGAGAAAAAAUACAUCUUGUCCAACACCAAUUCCUUCUGUUAUGAAAAUGAGAUGGCACUAGACAAAAAGGAGGACACGGAUGAGGGGAAUGGGGGCAGUGUCGGUCCCGAUGGCACCCAGAUGGACAGCAUCUCAGAAACUGAACACAGCCAAGCCAUGGUGCCGCUGGAACCAAGGCCUCUGAGGCGAGAAUCAGAAAUAUGACGACUCAGACUUCUCAUGAGUGACUGAAAUAAAAAUAAAAAAACCAAACAUCUCCUCUCUGCUCUGAAGGCUUGACAAGCCAAGUCAGGAACAAGGGGGAGUCAAGUGGUACUGCUGUGGGAAGCCGGAAAAGGUUCAGGACUCUAUGUAAGGGUCUGUCUUAACUUUGACUACAGACAGUAUGAUGAAACACAGCACUAUGAAGCAUGUGCUGAAUGCAGAACUAAUUCUCCUCCAAGAACUCCCCACUAAUAUGUUCUCCGUCUCUGCAAAGAGGAAGCAGGUUGUUGUAAUGACCUCAGAAGUGAAGAAAUGUACCCGGUUGUCCCGUCUAGCAAGUACAAGGCGCUUUCUGAGUUUUCUUUAGAGUUUUAGUGCUGCUAUACAAUAGAGAAAAUACACACUCGCAUCUCUUUCAUUUUGACGCUUUUACCUAGAACCAAAGAGUAAAAAAAGUCGGAACAAAGAAGGUACAAAGCAGAGUAUUUGUUCGUGAGCUGGUCUCAGAGCAGAUAUCACAGACCAUUGUCUCUGUAUGCAAUAAAGAAAAUGUGUCCUCUGACAUCACAGCGCUGAUUCUCUGAGCUUAUGUUUUACAGCAGUUGAUCAUAACGUCUGCUAAGAGCUGCUCAAAUCAACUGAAAUCUCUGAGCAGAGCAGUGUUAUUCCCUCAAAACUGACAGAAAUCAUUAAUUUAAAGAGAGUUAAAGGAUUUAACUAUGGGGGAUGUGAAUGUUCCAAAAUAAGUGCUGCUAUGGUGUUGCUUCAGUUGUUUUCUUUUCUGCAGUUUGUUACUGAAAAAUACCAAAGAGUAUUAUUACCAUAGUUAUGUUUGUUUAAACCAACACCUGAUUAGAUUUGGUACAGAAAAGUAGAAUACUGUAGGGAAUUUUAAUAAUGUUUGUUUUUAAAGAAUGUGUGUACAGUUUCUUUUAAUAUUUUUUUUUACAGUGAUCAUCCUUAUCUUGAGCCACUUCAUCAAGCCUUAAUCUGAGCGGUCAGAAUGAGGAGAGAAAUCUAAGUUGUUUUUUGUAGUUUUCAGAACUAAAACAUUUUUUUUUUUGGAUGAUUCUUUUUAUUAUUUUUGGCUUCAACUUGAAUUAAAAAUGUUUUUUACUAAAGACAAACCUACUUCACAGGUUUUAAAAUAUGAUGAAGCAAUGCAAGAUUAGAAACUACAAUCUCUGAAUGAAGAUUGUGUCAUAACCUCUAACUGAAUCCACUUCUUUUGCGAUGUGAGAAGACUAAAGAUCAUCUUUCAACAUCAACACUACUUGAGUCUUCAUUCUGUGUUGAGAAUGUAAGACUUGAAAAAAGAAAAAAAAAAGUUCAAAGCCAAAUGUACUGUAACCCCAGCACAUUUCUCUGCUGCACAAAGAAAACACAUUUAUAUCCUGUAUGUUUUGUUGAAAACAAACAAACAACAAAAAAAAAAACAGACGGAAAGCCGCUCGGCUACACAUGUAUAUACUUGUCCUCCCUGUUGCAGUUGUUUUGUUAGGAGUCUUCCAAAUGCACUGCAAAGCCACAGAAUGUACAGAUUUUUGUAUUAUUGUUAUUAUUAUUGUACAUUAUAUUAUAUUGUUAUUUUUCAAUAAAAUGUCAAUGGACACAUAGAA